UGUAUAUAUAUAUAUAUAUAAAUAUAUAAACAGAAGACAAGAAAAAGAAUACCAAAUUUCUUCCGUAGCUUUGAGCCUAAAAGUGGAAUAGUCUAAGACAAUUCAUUUGGCCAAUCCUCUUCAUCUCUUAUCUAAAGUUUUCAGCUUUUCUUUUCUUUCUUGGCUUCCUUUUAAAGACUCAGAUAAAUAAUGGGUCUGUAUCAGAAUAGGAGUUACACAGUUUUCAAGUGAUGCCACCGAGAAGAUCAAGGCUCUGCAGAUAGACGGAUCGGAGGGAGAAGAAAAUACAGAGAAACGACCAAAGUUUUGAGAAACAGAGAAACAUGUCUUGUAACAAUGCCAUGGCUUUCUUCCCCGCAAAUUUCAUGUUCCAAAACCCUCACGAAAACGAUCGUCAUCCCCAGCCUCCUCCUCUUCUCCCCUCUUGCAGUCUCCCACAAGACUUCCAUGGAGUUUCUUCGUUUCUUGGGAAAAGAUCGCACAUGACGACAUAUUCAGGGAGCACGAGCAACUUGGAAGGCUGUUGCGAUGUCGAAACUGGAAACGCGAACGGAGAAGAAGAGUUAUCGGACGAUGGGUCGACGCAGAUAGGAGAGAAGAAGAGAAGGCUGAGCGUGGAGCAAGUGAAAGCACUAGAGAAGAGCUUCGAGAUCGGAAACAAACUCGAACCCGAGAGAAAAAUGCAGCUCGCCAAGACUUUGAAUCUUCAGCCCAGACAGGUCGCGAUUUGGUUCCAGAACAGAAGAGCUCGCUGGAAAACCAAACAGCUCGAGAAAGACUACGAUGUCCUCAGACGACAAUUUGAGAAUCUCAAAGCUGAGAACGAGAUUCUCAGAGCCCAGAAUCAAGAAAUGCACGCUCAGUUAGUGGCACUGAAAAGCCGGGAACCGACAGAAUCAAUCAACUUGAACAAGGAAACAGAAGGGUCUUGCAGUAACAGAAGUGACAACAGUUCCAGCAACAUAGGAUUGGACAUCUCGGCGGCUCCGCCGGAUAUCGACAGCCCGUUGGCCGCUAAGCCACCGCCAUCGACCGGAAUACAUUUCUUCCCGCCAUCUUCCGCCGGAGCGACGGCCACCGCCACCACAGCCACGACCAUGCAGUUCUUCCAGGGCUCAUCGUCGGGGGUUAAAGACGAGAACAGCAUCAGCAACAUGUUCUGCAACAUCGACGUCGACCAGUCUGGAUUUUGGCGGUGGCUUCCCCAGCCACAGUUCAGCUGAACGCCGUGGACUUUUACCCUUUUCCUUAAAUUUAGCCUAAGCUCUGGGGGAAAGCUCAUGCAAUGUUUCGAAACUAUGAAAUCUAUCCGACGUUGUCUGCCCAAUUAUUACCGAGGAGUUGUCAUGACGAGAUGUGGUAAAAAAGGGGUAUUUAAUGUAUAUCUUGGACGUAUAUUAUAACCCAUUUUCUAUACAUAUAUAUAUAUAUAUAUAUUUCAGGAUUCUGCA
Tarenaya hassleriana is the source of this 1451-nucleotide messenger RNA. Its product is annotated as homeobox-leucine zipper protein ATHB-13-like. Gene Ontology annotation, biological process: positive regulation of DNA-templated transcription. Gene Ontology annotation, cellular component: nucleus. Lineage: Eukaryota; Viridiplantae; Streptophyta; Magnoliopsida; Brassicales; Cleomaceae. Bases 324 to 1223 code for a protein of 299 amino acids. The record is from RefSeq and is a predicted model, not a curated record. Gene Ontology annotation, molecular function: DNA-binding transcription factor activity, RNA polymerase II-specific; sequence-specific DNA binding. The transcript is spliced from 3 exons.